Molecule: messenger RNA, 1790 nt
Organism: Sciurus carolinensis (gray squirrel)
Lineage: Eukaryota; Metazoa; Chordata; Mammalia; Rodentia; Sciuridae
Gene: Cdc50b
Product: transmembrane protein 30B
Exons: 1
Coding region: 345-1406 (353 amino acids)
Biological process (GO): phospholipid translocation
Cellular component (GO): plasma membrane; endoplasmic reticulum; Golgi apparatus
Source: RefSeq, a predicted model, not a curated record
CGAGGAAACGCGAGCCUGGGCCAGCCAGGUGAGGUAAGGAACACCCGCCCCGCGCUCACCUCGGAAGGGGCGGGGCGCGGCUCCGGGCUCCCCGAGGAGGUGGAGCGGGCCGGGAUCACCUGUGGCGCGGCGGAACUGAGAGGUCUGCUCCUGGAACCUGGACCUCAGACUCACCUGUGCAGGAGGCGGGGGCGGGGCCAGAGCCAAAACUCACCUGAGCAGGCGGGAAACCGGACCCGGUAGUAGCCCUCGGGUUCGCCCAGCGCCCAGAGGGAGGCGGCCCGCGACCAGCCCCACUUGAGCGACCCUAAGCUCGUCGGUUCGUCGGUCCCGGGGCGGCCGCCAUGACCUGGAGCGCCACGGCCCGGGGCGCCCACCAGCCGGACAACACCGCGUUCACGCAGCAGCGCCUCCCCGCCUGGCAGCCGCUGCUGUCCGCGAGCAUCACGCUACCGCUCUUCUUCUGCGCGGGCCUGGCCUUCAUCGGCCUGGGCCUGGGCCUCUACUACUCCUCCAACGGCAUCAAGGAGCUCGAGUACGACUACACCGGCAACCCGGGCACCGGCAACUGCUCGGUGUGCGCCGCCGAAGGCCAGGGCCGCGCGCCGCCGCCUAACUGCUCGUGCGCCUGGUACUUUUCGCUGCCCGAGCUCUUCCCGGGCCCCGUCUACCUCUACUACGAGCUGACCAACUUCUACCAGAACAACCGACGCUAUGGCGUGUCCCGCGACGACGCGCAGCUGAGCGGGCUGCCGAGCGCGCUGCACAACCCGGUCAACGAGUGCGCCCCCUACCAGUUCAGCGCGGCCGGCCUGCCCAUCGCGCCCUGCGGCGCCAUCGCCAACAGCCUUUUCAAUGACUCCUUCUCGCUGUGGCACCAGCGCCGGCCGGGCGGACCCUACGUCGAGGUGCCGCUCGACCGCGCAGCCAUAGCCUGGUGGACCGACUACCAUGUCAAGUUCCGCAACCCGCCGCUGGUGAACGGCAGCCUGGCGCUGGCCUUCCGCGGCACGGCGCCCCCGCCCAACUGGCACCGGCCGGUGUACGAGCUCAGCACGGAUCCCAACAACACCGGCUUCAUCAAUCAGGACUUCGUAGUGUGGAUGCGCACGGCGGCGCUGCCCACGUUCCGCAAGCUGUACGCGCGCAUCCGCCAGGGCAACUACACUGCCGGGCUGCCCCGGGGCGCCUACCGCGUCAACAUCACCUACAACUACCCGGUGCGCGUCUUCGGAGGCCACAAGCUCAUCAUCUUCAGCAACAUCUCGUGGAUGGGCGGCAAGAAUCCUUUCCUGGGUAUCGCCUACCUGGUCGUUGGCUCCCUCUGCAUCCUCAUGGGUUUUGUCAUGCUGGUAGUCUACAUUCGCUACCAGGACCAGAACGAUGAGGACGACGACGACGAGUGAUGCCUCCUUUCAAAGGCCCCUCCUGCUUCUUGCCAAAAGUCUGUGGGCUGCUUUUGGCCCAAUCUCAAGCUCACCUCACCUUGCCUCCUGUUGUGGAGGCCCAGAGAAAGGAAUUAACCCUUUUCUCCAGGGGGCUGCCAGAUUCCUGCCGGGGCGUUUGGGCUGCAGAGUGCAAAUACUCCUUCAUGAUUUACGAAGUUGACAUGUCAGCUUCUUAAAGUCUGUAGCAUCCCAGAGCAGAAAGAACUGCAGAGACUCCUAGUCAGCCUCUCUCAGACUAAGGGAUGAGACCUAGUGGUGUUAAAUAACUCAUUAAGAGCAGGCAGUCUCAACAACUGUCUCCUGAGUUGAGUCUAGAGUUUUUGCCACUACAGUACAGGGGGU